Perkinsus marinus ATCC 50983 is the source of this 1301-nucleotide messenger RNA. RefSeq names its product U1 small nuclear ribonucleoprotein A, putative. The transcript has 14 exons. Gene Ontology annotation, cellular component: U1 snRNP. The record is from RefSeq and is a predicted model, not a curated record. The coding region runs from base 22 to 1278 and encodes 418 amino acids. Lineage: Eukaryota; Perkinsozoa; Perkinsida; Perkinsidae. Gene Ontology annotation, molecular function: U1 snRNA binding. Gene Ontology annotation, biological process: mRNA splicing, via spliceosome.
AGAGGGGCUAUCAUUUCAGAAAUGUCAGGGGUCCCACCUCAACAGCAGGAACCUCCACAUGGGAUGCCCACACCACCCUUCAUGGGUAUGCCGCAAGGGUCUAGUGGGAAGAGUCCCGCCCCGCCCCCAGGGGGCCUUCCCAUGCCCCCAAUGGGUAGUAUGCCAGGAGGGAUGAUGCCGCCUCCACCAGCAGGACUUCCUAGCUUCCCUGGAGGACCUGGGGGUAUGUUACCUAUGCCCCCACCAGGCGGGGCAUUCGGCAACAUGCCUCCACCUCCUGGAUUCGCGAAUAUGAUGCCCAUGCCCGGUGGUUUUGCGCCUCCCCAGAGUGGGCAGCAGGGGCAGAAUAUGGCUGGCUCAGCCUCCCCCGAGAUGGCCAAGAUACCUCUGGCUGAGCGGCUAGCUCACGAUCCCCAUGAGAGGCCUCCAGACGACUUCCCUCCCAACGAGACCCUCUAUAUCAACAACCUCAAUGAUCGAGUGAAACCUGAAGAGCUGAAGAAAUCGAUCCUCGAGUUAUGUAAAUCCUGCGGUACCGUCAUCGACUGUAUUGCGAUGAGAUCACUCCGACGGAGGGGUCAGGUAUUUGUCGUUUUCUCGUCGAAAGAGGAGUCCUCGUCUGCGAUGAAGAAGCUGCAAGGCCAUAGUCUGUACAGCAAGAACAUGCGGGUGUCAUACGCUAAGACUAAAUCAGACGCGAUUGCUAAGAAGGAAGGCACCUACGUCCGUCGGGAUAAGGAGAAGUUAAAGGAGAUGAGAGAGGCAGCACAGGCCAAGCUCCAACCAGAUGCAGCAGCACAAGCGGCAGCUGCAGCGGCAGCGGCAGCAGCAGCGGCCAAGGCAGCAGUACCUGGAGGGGCUAUGCCAGCUGGCAUGCAGCCGAUGGUUCCCAACUUUGCAAGCGUGCCCGCUGGGGGCUUCCAAGGCAUGCCCUUCAAUAUUGGACAGCAACAACAACAACAACCUGCUCAACAGAAGAAACUUACCACUGCAGAGGACUUCUUCAACACCUCAGUAUCAGCGCCUAAGGUCGUACAGCACUCUAACGUUCCUAAUAAGACUCUCUUUGUGGAGAAUCUACCUCCGAGGUGCACGCCUGAGAAGCUCACAGCAGUGUUCAAGUCCUAUCCAGGCUUCGAGGGCACACGUGUGAUAGCUGAACGACAGGUUGGGUUCAUAGACUUCAGUAGCGAGUUCCAGGCCACUAUGGCUAAGAAUGCUAGAGGUGACUAUACUAUGGAGGGGCAGUUGGUGAAGAUCUCCUACGCUCGGAAGUGAUCAUCAUCAUACAGCUGACGUCG